UGAGAGCACACAAGGUAUCAGAUCACUUGACUUCUAAAUUGGUUGCCUGGUAUAAGGAGAAACAAGCUGUCAGAGUAGAUGUGGACAAGGAGGACACAAGAAUAGUUUUUGAGAAAGUUUUGGCAAAUUUAGCACGUUCUGCACCACCUGUUCCAGGCUUCCGCAGGGAAAAAGGAGGGAAAACAUCUAAGGUUCCUAGGGACUUUCUACUGCAGAUACUUGGUGAAGAUCGAGUUACCAAUUUUGUAAUCCGGGAAAUUGUUACCUCAACCCUCGCUGAUUAUGUGAAGAAGGAGAACUUGUCUGUGAAGGAUAACAAGAUUAGCACCACCCAAACUGCCGAUGAACUCAAAUCAUCGUUUACUAUUGGAGCUGAAUUCGGAUUCAACGCCACCUUAGAGCUUGAAGAUGCAAAAACUGAAGCCACCACAGACUGACAGAAGAUGUGACACUUGUUUUGCGUAAACGUCAAUCUCAUUAUCUAAUCUGUUAGAAUCAGUAAUUCUUGAGGCCAGUAGAUUGAAGAUCUUCAAAGAGCUACUCCUAUUAAUUUGUAAAAUGUGAGAAGUGAUGGCUUAGGUUGCAUGCAUGAUAUAUACAUUAUAUAAUGUUAUGGUGUAACAUUUCUCUUUAUGGCUUUGUUGGGUUGUCA
Nicotiana tabacum (common tobacco) is the source of this 652-nucleotide messenger RNA. NCBI's taxonomy places the organism in Eukaryota, Viridiplantae, Streptophyta, Magnoliopsida, Solanales, Solanaceae. The record is from RefSeq and is a predicted model, not a curated record.